CCAAAAAAUCCCAUCUUCAUCACUGUCUCAACUUUCAAAAGAAACAUUUUUUUCACCGAGUUAUGUGGGCUUCUUUGGGUUUUCUUUGUCUCGGUCAGAGUUUUCACAGAGAAAACAGGAAAGCGAGAACCUUCCUGUCUCUCUCUCUCUCUCUCUUUUCUUGUUUAUCUUUCUCUUAUCUCUCUCUCUACACUUAUUCUUUCCUUUUAUUAUUUCUUGCCCAUAUCUCUUUCUUUCUUCCUUCUCAUCAAAUACUCUUCUUUCUUCCCUUUUCUCUUUCUCUUGUCCAUAUUUCCUUAUUUUGGCCUUCUGAGUUCUUCUCUUAACCUCACCCCUGUGAUCUGAAACAUGAAGAAGCUGAAAGGGGUUGCUGCUGCUGUUGCUGCUAUGGAGUAUUCUCCAUAUGCUACGUAUGAGGACCAAAGGACCAGGUUCAAGCACCAGAGCCUUAUGCAAGACUUUGAAGACUUGCACAAGGAAACAGAGGCCAUGAGAAAGAAGUUGCAGAUGAUGAAAGAGCAAAAAUUGACCCUGUUGGCUGAAGUCCGGUUUUUGAAACGGAGGCACAAGUUCUUGAUGCAAAACCAAUCUUCAAACACACCAGCCCAAAAAAACAUUGUGCAACCACAGAAUUUGGUGAUUAGAAGUAAAUCAAAUAUGAAGGAAAAGAAAUCUACCGGAAAGGAACGAACUAUGCAACGCCUAGCUACAGGUUUUGAUUUGAACCAAAAGGGAAAGACUUACAGUGAAAAGGAAACCACUUUCACUCAUCCUUCUCUGAUGUUUGACUUAAACCAGAAGCAGCAGAAAAUUUUGAACGGAAAGGAAGUUACUUUGCUGCGAAGUUCUUUACCAGUUCUUGACUUAAACCAGAGGGAAAGGGUUUACAGUGGAAAGGAAGCCACUGCUCGAAGCAUGACACCGAUUUUUGACUUAAACCAGAUUUCGAGAGAGGAGGAAGAACUACAGGCUAGUGAUAAUUCAAUGAGAAUAGAGGAAUUCAAGAAAAGUUCAAUGAGAAUCGGAGCUGAUGAGCAGCACAAUGAUAUUAAAAUAUCAGCCUGCAGGAACACUGGAAACGGGCCAAACCGAGUUGCAAAAAGAAAGAUCACAUGGCAAGAUCCGGUGGCAUUGAGGGUUUAAGUCUCUUACUGUACUUGUAAUAGAGGUGCUUAUUUUGGAGGGGUUGGGACUUGGUGAGUUUAGCUUGCCUCCUGCCCGAUUCUUAAUAGCUCUGAUGCUCUUUCUUCUCUUCUGUAAAGAAAAUAUAGUUGCAUCUGUUAAAUUUCUAUAGAUAAAUAUAUAUAAUAUAAAAAAAAUAUGAUGCUUUGGGAAUCAGAUAUGUUCUCAACGAAAGUGCUGUUUACUUGUAUCAUGAAUGCGGGUCUUGUUUGGUGGGAGUAAUCGAGAAGCAAAUUGGUGAUUGGUGGUGUGAAA
Molecule: messenger RNA, 1437 nt
Organism: Theobroma cacao (cacao)
Lineage: Eukaryota; Viridiplantae; Streptophyta; Magnoliopsida; Malvales; Malvaceae
Source: RefSeq, a predicted model, not a curated record